AUGGAAAAGAUAAAUAUCUCCUUGUUCCUGAUAUCUCUCUGCGCGUUGUUGUGGGGUGUGGCCGGUCAAUAUGAAUGGCAAAUUUGGGAUAGUUUUGACGAAAUUCGGGGUAAAAUGGACAAAGUAAACCCUGAUAACUGCUAUAUCACUCAUUUAGAUGAUCUUUUUCUACCCGAAGAUUCCGUUUCACAUCAUCCUGACGUUAAAGAAAUAAACAUAAAUCCCAUAUUCCCUAACCGUACUGCAUUAUUACACUUGCAUAACAUGGCUAUGAAUCGAGCAUUUUUCUGGAGUUAUAUUCUGCAGUCAAGGUUCAUUCGUCCAGCGAUCAACGAUACCUACGAUCCAGGAAUGAUGUACUACUUUCUUUCUUCUGCGGCCGAUGUUUCGUCUAACCCCUACAUUAAUGCCAGUUCAAUAUAUUUUUCUCCAAACAUGUCUUAUACAUCAUCAUAUAGAGGAUUCUUUAACAAAACAAUGCCUCGGUUUGCACCAAGAGCCUUUCGUGCUGAUGAUUUCAAUGACCCUGUACAUUUACAGAAAAUAUCAACUUUGAAUACAUUUUUUGUUGAGGAUUUGGGUGCGUUUGACUCUGAUAGUCUAUCUAAAGAUUAUACUUCUGAUUUCUAUCGUAUUAAUGAGUGGUAUCAGAAAUGGUUGCCUGACAAAGUGGACAAACGGCAUGACACGAAAACAACUUAUCAGGUUGAAAUAAGGUAUGCUAAUAAUACCAAUGAAACAUUUACAUUCCACGGACCACCUGGAAAUGAUGAAGUACCUGGUCCAGUUAAUUGGACAAAACCCUAUUUUGACUGUGGAAGGUUAAACAAGUGGUUAGUAGCGGCUGUAUCUCCUGUAGCUGAUAUUUACCCUCGGCACACUCAGUUCAGACAUGUAGAGUAUCCUACAUACACAGCAGCAGUUGUUAUGGAAUUGGACUAUGAUCGAAUAGAUAUAAAUCAAUGCCCGCCUAGUCAAGGGAAUGAUAAACCCAAUAGAUUUGCAUCAACAGCUAGGUGUAAAGAAGAAAGUACAGAGUGUGAACCUCUCCAUGGCUGGGGUUUUCGUCGGGGUGGAUACCAGUGCAGAUGUAGACCUAACUUCAGAUUACCAAGUAUUGUAAGACGACCUUAUCUUGGAGAGAUUAUAGAGAGAGCUACUUCUGAUCAAUACUAUAAUAAUUUUGAUUGUUUACCUAUUGGAUGGAUUCAACGUUUGCCAGUAGAAUGGAGAAAAGCCCAUCCAUUUAUUAGGGCUAUUUAUGCAGAUAGAUACUAUGAGUAUGUAAAUGCCACUAGCGGUCCAGCUGCUUUGCAUACAGAAAGAGUUAAUGUAUAUGAAGUACUCAAUUUUAUUAGAGGUGUCCAACCACAGAACUGUUCUAAAUAUAACCCAUCCGAUCUGUAUUUAAAUGGUGAUAUUGCUUAUGGGGCUGAAGAACAGUUUGAAAAUCAGGCUAAGAUGGCUGUACGGCUUGCAAAUUUCAUCAGUGCCUUCUUGCAGGUAUCUGAUCCAAAAGAAGUAUUUAGUGGAACUCGAGUUGCAGACAAACCUCUCACUGAGGAUCAGAUGAUUGGAGAAACUUUGGCAAUUAUAUUAGGAGAUUCAAAGAUUUGGUCGGCAGGUACAUAUUGGGAUCGCAACAAGUUCACAAACCGCACAAUGUUCGCACCAUUUGCUUACAAGACUGAACUCAACACUCGAAAAUAUAAAGUAGAAGACCUUGCACGAUUAAAUACGACAGAGGAACUUUACACAAACAAACCCUGGUUUCAAUUCUUAAAGCAGAGCUGGUCUACUAACUUUGAUGGGCUCGAGAAGUUCUUCUUAAAAAUGAAGAUUCGUGAUGAUGAAAAUGGCCAUUAUUUAAAACAAUAUGAAAGGUAUCCUACUUUCUAUCGCGCAGCAGCCUUAAAGCAUGGGCACUGGACACAGCCCUACUAUGAUUGCAAAGGGCCUCUUAAACAAUGGGUCAUCACAUAUGGGGCUCCUUUCUUUGGAUGGGACAGCGUGAAAGUUAAACUUGAGUUUAAGGGUGUAGUAGCAGUGACCAUGCCUCUAAUGGCCCUGGAUAUUAACCAGUGUCCUGAUAAGUCAUAUACACCCAACGCAUUUAAAGGAACGGAUAAGUGUGACAGGACUUCGUCCUAUUGUGUACCAAUCCAAGGUCGUGGGUUCGAAGCUGGCGGCUACAAAUGCGAAUGUCUCCAAGGUUAUGAAUAUCCAUUCGAAGACUUGAUUACGUAUUAUGACGGGCAAAUCGUCGAAGCUGAAUUUCAAAACAUCAUUCAAGAUAAAUUGACGCGUAUAGACAUGUUUAAGUGUAGAUUGGCCGGUGCAAGUGCCAUGCAGAGCAGCUUUAUCAUUAUUUUAACUGUUUUAUUUGCUCUCAUUAAGUUAAGAUAG
Leptosia nina is the source of this 2406-nucleotide messenger RNA. The record is from the annotation of a GenBank genome assembly. NCBI's taxonomy places the organism in Eukaryota, Metazoa, Arthropoda, Insecta, Lepidoptera, Pieridae.